Cylindrotheca closterium is the source of this 954-nucleotide messenger RNA. Lineage: Eukaryota; Bacillariophyta; Bacillariophyceae; Bacillariales; Bacillariaceae. The record is from the annotation of a GenBank genome assembly.
AUGUCGCAAUAUCGGAUAAAUGUUUGGCCUCUGUUUGCCACAAUGUUUCUUUUAUACCCUAUUGAUGGCUUUCAAACGAAAUCGCAAGGAUUGAAGAAUCAUCAACAAUCACUUAUUCAUGAUCAUCUUCCUUACUCCGUCUAUCCAACCCUUCCAUCCACUUCUUCCACAACUGCUUGUUUUGCCGAGUCGUCCAAGAAAGAAGGAGCAAGCAUCCGAUUCAGUGGUAGUGAUGCUACCCUUACGAAUCCAUUGGAUGCCUUCUUGUCCUUUGUGGCCUCGGAUGUAACUUCCAUUGCCUUGGGUCUGAUUGGACUGUUCUUUGUGGUUGGAAACCGACUCGCUGGUUUAGAUCUCGACACUGCUGAAAAUUUGACGGUGCAAACCAGAACCGAUUUACUCGCUACUUUUGCGUGUGGUUCCGUCUUGUUGAACGGAAUUACAAAGCUGGAUGUGACCUCAGCCUUGGCCGAGGCAGUUGUUUUGGAGGGACAAGCCUUGCCUGAGGCAGAACUGUUGGACACGGAUAGUGCAAAGCUUGGUGGUGAGAAGCAAACCACGAUGCUUUGGGCCCUAGAUUCUCUCCUGGUGGCAACUCCCGCUAAAACUGCCAUUAUCUUGGAAAAGCAGCAAUCUUCUGACGGUGAUUGGAGAAUGGUAGCACGAGCUGGAAUUGUGUCGUCCACAACCGACAUUCCUGAAAGCACACCCAUUCUCAAGCGCGUCGCCACACCCGGAAAUACCAAAGAGACCUAUCUCCCAACCCUGCAAGCCCUUCCAGGUAAGACGGAAUUUCCCUACUUGCCAUCCAACUCGCAAUUGUGCCUAUUGAUUCCUUUUGACGACAACAACCAAAGGGUACUCGUGUUGGGCGGAAACAUGGCCAAAAGCUUUUCACCCCGAGAUGUGGCAUGGGCUCGGAUCAUUGCAGAACGAAUGGGGAAUUCAGAAUAA